This is a messenger RNA of Manis pentadactyla (Chinese pangolin), 8572 nucleotides long. RefSeq names its product DTW domain containing 2 (gene DTWD2). NCBI's taxonomy places the organism in Eukaryota, Metazoa, Chordata, Mammalia, Pholidota, Manidae. The transcript has 6 exons. The record is from RefSeq and is a predicted model, not a curated record. The coding region runs from base 4006 to 4692 and encodes 228 amino acids.
UGACACAUCAUUAUCAUUCAAAAAUGUCUUUUAUUAUUUAUGUCUUUUAUAAUUAUCACUCAAAACAGCUGUAGUUUACAGUAGGGUUCAUUAUUGAUGUUUUAUGUAUUUUAACUGCAUAAAUUUAUUAUAGCUACCAUUAUAGUAACAUACAGAAUAUUUCCACUGCCCUAAAAAUCCUCUUUGCUCUCCUUUUUUCAUCCCUCCCUACCCCUUAACCUGACUUGCUUUUUAAAAAAUAAAAAUGACUUGCUGGAUAUUAGAUUGUUUUUCAGUUGUAUUUAGUUAAUACUUAGAAUUAUGAUUCAUUCCAACAUUUCUGCACUUUGAUUUUCUAAUGAAAUCUUCGACCUUUUAAAAACUCUUCUUUCUCUUGGCAUAGACUUAGAAUACAGUUUUAGAAAUAUGGAGAAUAUUGAGGUGUUUUCAAUAAAAUAUUAACUAAUUGAUGGCUCUUUAAAUUUUAUUUCAUUAGGCUGUUAGGGUUUUACUAGUUGCCUGGGUGAACUUCUUUAUGUAUGUGCUUAUAAUAGGUUUUAAAUCUAAAAUGUCUUCUUAGAUUUGAGUGAUCAGUAAGUCAUGAUUACUUGGCCAUUUACUUAUAAACGGUAUUGAUUUCUUUGAACACAUUAUUAUAAUUGUCGCAGUCCAGGGGGUCCCAGAAAUUGGUUUUGUUGAGAAAGCAUAAUCUCAAUUUAACUUCUCAGCAGAAUCUUGCUCAGUAGAAAUACCACAUAUCUUAAACAUGAGUGGAAUAGUGUUUAAAAGAUCCCAUAUUAACUUAUUAUUGCAAGCUACAGAUUGUGUAAAGGUGUGUUACUUUUUUAAGGGGACCAGCAUGUACAGAAGUAGUGUACACAGUGCAGUGUAUGCGGAGAGCUUGCUGGAAAGGAAGGAGUGGAGAGAGAUGAGGGUGCAGAGAUUAGUGGUAAUUGCACUGGGAAGGGCCAGAUAAACUAUGUCAGGGAGUUUGCGCCUAAUGCACUAGAAUCCAGUAAACCAGCCACCGAAGCAUUUUUGUAUUUGAAUGGUGGUGACAAGUUUGACUUCUGCAAGGGGCUUUAGCUGUCAUGAUUUUUACUUUGUUUUAUUAAAAAAAAAAGCUUGACUCAGUAAAAGGCUUGACUGGAAAGAGUUAGGGCCUUGUUCUGGUAUAGAGGCUAGGCAUCUUAAUUAUGCCUUCAUAUCUUUUGUGGAUAUUGCUUUGAGCCUGAGGACAAGAGUUAGAAAUCACUUGCAAAUUAUUGGUCUUAAGAAUGUUGGAAUAAUGUCUCAAUACAGCAUUUAAAAAAAUUAAAAAAAUUUUUUUUACAUGUGUCCAAAGGAGGGAAACAGCAGGUGGAGCAUGCAUAAAACUGAUGCAGAUAGACCCCAAGGUGGAAAUUCUCUCUCCACUGCUUUCUUCCCCAAAAGGUACAAAGUUGUAGUGAGGAUUGUAAUAAACCACACCAAUAUAUUUAGCACACAAUUAUUAAGCACUGAGCAUCUGCAGGUUACCUAGCAGGCCUAGGUAUUUUAUAGAUGAUACUUUGUUUCUCCUAACAACAUUCUGAAGUUGAUGAUAUUGUUAGCUUUUAAAUGAUGAGGAGGUACAGGUAACAAGCAAGUAGCGGAGCUGGGUCUCCAGCUGCAGUCCACUUGGCUCCCAACUCUUGCAAGCACUUGACCUUGCUCCACGCUUGCUGGAAGAGCCUUAUGAUUCUGUUUGCAGAGUAGAUGUAGGCACCAAUUGAAGUGGAGCCACUUAGGCUGCAAGAGUGGCUCUGAUUUUCACGCUCUUUAAGCUGAAGUAUGUUUACUUCAAGCUUAGUAACAAGAAGCCUGUGCUUUAGUAUUCCCUUUUUUAAAAAAAAUUGAGAUAUAAUUGACAUGUGUAACAUUAUGUAAGUUUAAGGUGUACAGUGUGUUGGUUUCAUACGUUUAUUGCAAUGCAGUUACCACUGGUAGUGUUCAUUAUCAUCACAUAAUUAUCAUUUCUUUUUCUGUGGUGAAAUGGUUUUGGAUCUAGUCUCCACAGUUGUGAAGUACGUAUAUAGUACAGUAUUGUUAACUAUAGCCACUAUGCUGCACAUUAGAUCUGCAGAAGUUAUUCAUCUCCUGGUUUCCAGAUUGUAACCUUAACAACAUCUAGCUCCUUACUCCAUGUCUUAACCUUUCAUUAUUCUUCAGGGGUGGAUAUUCUGGAGGAAAAAGUGGUGGGGAUGAAACCAUGAGAGAGGCAAGGAGGAAAGACUGCCGGUGAUUAAGCAUGUGGGAGCUGCAUUCUGGCAGCUCACAGAUGUUUUGUUUCGAACUGUAUUUUAAAGUUCUUAAGUUAAUUGCUAACAGUUAAAAAUCAAGAUGUUUUUAUAUAAAAAUCCAGAUUUCUGGCUUCUGUGAGAAUGUGAACAUCUUGCAUCUUGGGGCCCACCUUCCUGGCUGUUGGCUGUGCUGAGAAUUGGCUGUGCCCGGAAAUUAGACAUGAUCUGCCCAGGUCACCACAGCUCCCAGUCAGUACUGCUGAAUUGGCGUGUUGAUUAUUAACUCCCCGGGCCUCGUUAGCAUUUGCUUUUUGAUUCUGGGUCUUUUGUACAUCACUGUGGUUGGUCGGCCUGAGCAGCCAGGUAAAAUCAGUCUGCAAGUUCAGUAGAUGACAGUGAAAAAUAGUAAUUCUCAAGACAGUUAGUUCAGAAUAACUGAGAUUGUUGAAUUGAUGUCAACACUUAGGAUGAAAAAACAUGCUGUUUUGGUAAAUUUAAAAUUAACUUGGUUAUCGAUAAUUUUUAAGGUAAAAACUUAGAUAAUAUGGAAAUUUAAUUAUUUGUGCUUAUCAGAAGUUUCGUAUUUCCAAGAGAAGGUUAUCAAGUUAACUUGUUAUUUCCUGUUAGUGCAGAAAUGUGUUUGUUUUUUGAAGUAGUUCAUUUGCAAUAUGAGUGGAAAACUAACUGACUUACAAAUUACUGUGCAAGCUAGUUGUAUGUUCAAAGUUGAGCAAAGAUGGUAUAUGUCCAGAGGGAAUUUUUUCCUUAGUCUUAAUUAAGUCUCCAAAGAGGAGUGACCAAUUGAAAAAACCGCAUUAGAGUUUUCUAAGUGUUUAUUUUCUCUAAGAAAAAUAGGAAUUAUACCAUUACCCUCUGAUAGAAGUUUUCUUCAAAGAACAUCAAAGUACAUUAAUUCUUAGUAUGUUUGCUCAAAAUUAAUAAUUCAUAGUUCUGUUAGUGCUUAUGCAGUGAGGGAAUAUAUUCAGAAAUUGUCUAGUCUAAACUUAAACUGAUAUUAUUUAAAAAGAGUUCAGAGAUUGCAAGGUGAUUUUAUGUGUACAUUUUAUUUAUUUUAUGGUAUACAGUAUUAUAUUAGUUUCAAGUAAACAACAUACUGAUUUGACAGUUAUUUACACUAUUAAAUGCCCACCCCAAUAAGUGUAGUUCCUAUCUGCCAACUUAGAAAGAUAUUACAAUAUUGUUGUACAUGUCCAUUUUUAUUUAAUACGUAAGACAACUUUGUGGGUUAAAUUGUUAUUCCCUUUUAUAGACUCAAGGUUCUGGUGACCAGUAAGCUGCUUUAGCUCUCAUAUUUUUAUUACUAUACCACAUAAUAAUAAAUUACACUGAAAUGAACAGUUCGACUGCCUUUGUUUUUCUUUGUAUAUAAUUAAACACUUCCAAUGAAGUAUUUCUUUGCCUUCUUCUCAUCCAUGGAUUCUUUUCCUUUUCCUUUGUCCAUGGCUAUUUUUAAUUAUUUUGGGAUCAACAAUUUUAAUUAUUAUCUUUUUAGGGUUGUGCUUUUUUGUCUCCUGAAUCCUUUACCUGUCUAUCAUUUCUAUUGAUGGCUCUUCACUUUUCAGUCAGAAAGGCAAAUUUGAAGAUAUUACUGAUAGGAAUUUAUUGUUUUUUCUUUGCUGAGUUUUUUCUUUUCUUUGUUUUUGUUUUUCUCUGUUGGAAGACCAGUGGAAAGAUUGUGGGGAAGGAGGGAGCAGUAAAGUGAAGUGAGUAGAAGAAAUGUUGCAGGAUUGCUCAGGGAAGAAAAAUGAAAUGCCGACCUCAGAAAGUGUGUUUGUGCCCAUUUCUACCAGUACAUCCUCUACACAUCUCUACCCACUUGUACAUAAUUCAGCAUCCAGCAGAGGAAAAUAAAGUGUUGCGGACAGUUCCUCUACUAGCAGCGUGCCUCCCCCAGGACAAGUGUAAAGUCAAGGUUGGUCGUCGCUUCAGUGAAGAAAGAGAUCCUGAAAUUUCAACUGUUUGUCGGAAAUCUGACACAUUAAUAUUAUAUCCAGGGGCUGAGGCUGCUAAUUUGGAAGAAUUUAUAUUAGAUUCUCCUAUUUAUCCUUCCACCAUCAUCAUCAUUGAUGGUACAUGGAGCCAGGCAAAGGACAUUUUCUAUAAGAAUUCCUUGUUCCGACUGCCAAAACAGGUGCAGUUAAAAACUAGCAUUUCUAGUCAAUAUGUAAUUCGGACACAACCAACUAACAGGUGCCUUUCUACACUGGAGUGUGCAGCUGUUGCUCUUUCCAUCUUGGAGAAUAAUAAUUGCAUACAAGAGAUUUUGUUUCGCCCUCUUCAAGCUUUAUGCUCUUUCCAGCUUCAGCAUGGUGCUCAAAUUCGCCUCAGCAAGGAACACCUUCUGAAAAAUGGAUUAUAUCCUAAGCCCAUGCCAAAGAACAAACGCAAACUCAGGAAAAUGGAACUGUUAAUGAACAGUGUUAAAAUUUAGUACAGUUGUUCUUAUGGUGCUAAUUAUGGUGUCUUCAGUAAGUUUUCUUACAAUUUAAGUCUGUGGGUUUUGACUAUCUCUUUUAAAAGAAUGAGAGUUACAUACUAAACUUGCCCAGAAGAAGGAGGUAAACCAAAAAGCCAUAGGAGCAAACAAAAACAAUUUCACUGACCUAGUAAAAAGCAAGAUUUUAUACUGUAUUUGUUUUUAAAAAUGUGCCUGUAAUGCAUUCUUUCAAAUCCAUAAUUUGAAAUGUCAUUAGUUGUUGAGUUGGAUAGGAAGUUGCUAGUUUAUACAAAGAAGAAAAUUGUUGUGCCCGAUUGGGACAGUAGUGUUUCCAUUAAUGUUUAUAAAUAAUUAGGUAUGGACCUGUAAUAAAGGAUACUUCAAUCGAUUUAUAGUCUUGUACAUAAACUUUAUAGUUUGAAAUAAACAUCAAAAGGAAAUAAUGAUUAUCAAGUAGCUUAGAUUGAAGUUAAUCAAUUUCAUACAAUAGUAUAGGCAUACCUCAGAGAUACUGUGAGUUUGUUUUCAGACCAUGGCAAUAAAGUGAAUAUAGCAUUAAAGUGAGUCAAAUAAACUUUUUGGUUCCCUAGUGCAUUUAAAAAUUUUGUUUACACUGUACUUUAUCAAGUGUGCAACAGCAUUUUGUCUAAAAAAAUUGACAUACCUUAAUUAAAAGUUGAUUUCCAAACAAUGCUAACCAUCAUCUGAGCUUUCAGUAAGUCAUAAAACUGAUCAUGGAUCACUAUAACAAAUAUAAUUGAAAAAAUUUUAAAUGUUGCAGAAAUUACCAAAACAUAACAUAGAGACACAAAGUGAAUAAAUGCUAAAUGCUGUUGGAAAAAGGCACUGAUAGACUUGUUUGAUGUAGGGUUGCCACAAGCCUUCAAUUUGUAAAAAACACAGUGUCUUUGAAACCCAAAAAAGUGAAGCACAAUAAAAUGUGAUAUGCCUGUAUAACAAUAAGGAAACUAAAUAUUCUUUGGGGACUCAACUUGAACUCAGCUAAUGUAAUUUGAGUGUUCUUUACAUUGCCCUAAUUUUUUUAUUAAGGUAUAAUUGACAUAUAACAUUAUGUUAGUUUAAGGCAAAGAAGAUCAUGAUUUGACAUUUGUCAACACUGCAAAAUUAUCACAAUAAGUCUAGUUAUCAUGGUGACAACAAAACUUUUUCUCAUGAUGAGAACUUUUAAGAUACCCUUUCUUAGCAACUUUCAAAUAUGCAAUACAGUAUUAUUAACUAUAGUUACCAUGCUAUACCUUACAUCCACAUGACUUAACUUAUUUUAUAAUUGGAAGUUUGUAUCUUUUGACUUCUUCACCGUUUGCUCCCCGGCAGUCCCUGCCUCUGGCAGCCACCAAUCUGUUCUCUGUGUCUGUGAGCAUGUUUUUUCUUAAGAUUCUACAUAUAAAUGAUAUCAUAUAGUAUUUGUCUAUCUAGCCUAUUUCACUUAGCACAGUGCCCUCAAGGUCCAAAUAUGUUGUCACAAAUGUCAGGUUUUAUUCUUUUUAUGGCUGAGUAUAUUACCCUGUUUAACACAUUUUCUUUAUCCAUUCAUCCACUGAUGGACACUCAGGUUUGCUUCCAUGUCUUGGCUACUGCAAAUAAUGCUGCAAUGAACAUGCGGGUGCAUUUUUUCGGUUAGUGUUUUUAUUUUUAUUUUUGGAUAAAUACCCAAAAGUGGAAUUGCUGGAUCACAUGGUAGUUCUGUUUUUAAUUUUUUGAGGAACCUUUAUGCUAUUUCCCAUAGUGGGUGCAACAAUCUACAUUCCCACCAACAGUGCAUAAGGAUUCCCUUUUCUCCAUUUCCUCACCAACACUUGUGAUUUCUUGUCUUUUUAAUAAUAGCCAUUCUAACAGGAGUGAGAUGAUAUCUCAUUGUGGUUUUGAUUUGCAUUUACCUGCUGAUUAGUGAUGUGGAGCAUCUUCUCAUGUAUAUUUGCUGGCUGUCUGUAUGUUUAGAAAAUGUUUAUUCAAGAUCCUCUGCCAUUUUUUAUUGAAUUGUUUGCAUUUUUUUCUCUGCUAUAGAAUUAUAUGAAUACUUUAUGUAUUUUAGAUAUUAACCUCCUAUCAGAUACAUGAUUCACAAAUGUUAUCUCCAGCUUGGUAGGUUGUCUUUUCAUUUUAUUUAUGAUUUUCUUUGCUGUGCAGAAGCUUUUUGGUUUGAAGUAGUCCCACUUGUUUAUUUUUGCUUUUGGUGUCAGAUCCAAAGCAUCAUUGCCAAGACUGUUGUCAAGAAAAUUAUUGCCUAUAUUUUCAUCUGGGAAUUUUAUAGCUUUGGGUCCUAACGUUCAAGUCUUUAAUCCAUUUUGAGUUAAUUUUUAUGUAUAGUGUAAGGUAGUGAUCCAGAGUCAUUCUUUACAUGUGGCUGUCCAGUUUUCCCAGCACCAUUUAUUGAAGUGACUGUUAUUUCCCCAUUGCAUAUCUUGGCUUCUUUUCAUAAAUUAAUGGAGGAUAUAUGUGUGGGUUUAUUUCUGGGCUCUCUGUUCUGUUCCAUUGAUCUGUGUGUCUGUUUUUAUGCCAGCACUGUACUGUUUUAAUUGCUAUAGCUUUGUAAUAUAGUUUGAAACCAGGGCACAUGAUGCCUCCAGUUUUGUUCUUUCUCAAGAAUUCUUUGGCUAUUCACAGUCUCUUGUGGUUCCAUGAGAAUAUUAGGCUUUUUUUUGUAUUUCUGUGAAAAAUGCCUUUGGAGUUUUGAUAGGGAUUGGACUGAAUCUAUCUAUAGAUUGCUUUGUGUAGCAGCCCUGAUUUUUAAAGAGGUGCAUGUAAUUUUGAAGUAACAUACAUUUUCAUUGUUAAGCACUCUGAAUAAGUUUAGAUUUUUCAGUAUUCACUGAACAGGUUUAUUAACUGUGAUAAACUUGUUAUAAUGACAUUUUCAUAUGGAAAUAACUGAAGUAGAAUAUAAUACAAUUGUAAUUUUGAGAACAUAUUUCUGUAACUAGGGCUAUUUAAAUCUUUUUUAGUGGAUAAAAACUUUUAAUUUGAAAGAAUAAAUUUCCUCUAUACCCCCUGGGAAGAUACUCACUGAGAUUUGUAUAGAAUGAGAGACAUGUAUACAAUAUUUAUUUAUAUCUAAUUUUAAUCUCCUGCAGUUAUGUACACAUUUUGACAAGAAGAGGGGACUUUGUUUUGCCUCUUUAUUAUGUCUGGAGUUUCCUGCAGCCAGUCUGAAGUUGUAAGGAAAAACUAAACAUAUGAUUUAAAAGUAAGCUUUAAUAUAUACAUAUUUAUAUAUGUAUGUAUAUAUAUGUAUACAUGUACUUAAUGUGUAUUUAUGAUACAUAAGCAUACACUAAUGGUUAUUUUUGACCAUUUUCAUACUAUUUAUUUGUUUACUGUUCACUUGGAUUAGACCCUUAUUAAAAGCUUUAACACUGGUCAUAAUUGCAAUGCUAAUGAAUGUUUGGGGAAACUAUUUAGAAAAUAUUUAAAAAUAUUAAAUGGAAGUUAGAUUUCAUCUUCUAUUGUUGCUUUUUUUGGAUUUAAAAACAAGUUAGUUCAUUUAUAAUCUAAAACACCUAAAAUCAAAUGAUUAUUGAGGUAUAAAAAAAGAAAUAGUAUAUAAUAAUGUAUAAUGGUUUCUUAACAAAUGGGGUAAAAUAAUCUUGCAGCAAUUGUUUUUAUGUUAGAAUUAAAUUUAUUAAAUUUCCUUUAUCCAUAAUUAUUAUUAUUUUUUAAGAAAAGUUCCUACAUAAGAUACCAUUUAAAUCUUAAAAUUGUAGUUUAAUUUGUGUUGAUUUUUUAGAAUAAUCACUACUUUUAUUUUUUAAGUACAACAUUUUAGGGUAUUUUUUGAACACUUAUGAAAGCUUAAAAUUUAGUGUUUUUGGAAAUGCACAUUUUUUAAAGUAUCUGCAGUUCUCCAAAUUAUUUU